AUGUCCUCCAAAGCAUCUUUUAUCGCUCUCGCUCUCGCGAUUGUUACGUCUGCCAGUCCCGUCGUCCAAGACACUGGCACGCGGAUACCUAUACACAAGCGCAAUACUUUGACGAAAGAGGACGGCACCUUUGAUCAUGAGUCGGCUAUUCAGCAGUCGAUCCGAACGCACAAUAAACAUCGUCAGAACUUGAUUAACCUUGAACGCAACGAAGGGCUGAGUGCAUUCAAUGAAGGUGCCGAGAUCCAACCUUUCCGGGAAUAUCCUCACCACGAGAAGCGGCAGAAAGAACCGCUCAUAGAUGAAUCCAAUGACCUUGAUUGGGCUGGCCUCAUCUCCAUUGGAACACCUGGACAGACGUUCACAAUAGACUUUGACACUGGCUCUUCGGAUUUGUGGGUGCCAUCUUCCAACUGCACGAGCACAGUCUGUAGUACGAAGAACAAGUACAAUGCGGCUUUGUCCACGACGAGUGUACACAAAAGCGGGACAUUUUCCAUUGGGUAUGCCGAUGGGUCUACAGUCUCUGGACCUGUCUUUACGGAUACAGUCACUGUCGCCGGCAUAAAAGCCACUGGCCAAUAUUUUUCACCAGUAACCACACUGUCCAACAGCUUUUCGUCUAACCCUAUCGACGGAAUUUUGGGUAUGGCAUACCCUUCGAUAUCGAGCUUGCGCCAGAGUCCUUUCUUCAACACUGCUAAGAGCCAGGGCAGUGUGACAACCGGUGUCUUCGGCUUCAAGCUUGCGCAAGUCGGUUCAGAGCUUUAUCUCGGCGGCACCGACACUAGCCUCUACAGCGGCACACCCGAGUACCACACUGUCACGGGCUCUGGCUUCUGGCAGAUCUCCGGUGCCAAGAUCCUCCUCGGAACGAAGGCUAUUGUUUCCAACUUCCAGACGAUUAUCGACUCCGGAACGACGAUCAUGUACGGGCCGCCGGGCGCAGUGCAGACGUUCUACAAAAGUGUGCCUGGCUCCUCGGUUUACGAUUCCACCUACGGGUAUUAUCAGUUCCCUUGCACCGCUACGCCCAGUGUCUCCUUCAGCUGGGGCGGAAAGAGCUGGACUAUCAGCGCCGCCAAUUUUAAUCUUGGACAGACACAUACUGGAUCGACGCAGUGUGUCGGUGCGCUGAGCGGUCAGAAUCUGGGAUUGGGCAAUAACGUGUGGCUGCUCGGUGAUAGCUUCAUGAAGAAUGUGUAUACCGCGUUCUCUUUCGAUAAGGCGGCUGUCGGUUUUGCGACCUUGAAGUAA
Molecule: messenger RNA, 1257 nt
Organism: Sparassis crispa
Lineage: Eukaryota; Fungi; Basidiomycota; Agaricomycetes; Polyporales; Sparassidaceae
Product: Aspartic protease
Exons: 8
Coding region: 1-1257 (418 amino acids)
Biological process (GO): proteolysis
Molecular function (GO): aspartic-type endopeptidase activity
Source: RefSeq, a predicted model, not a curated record